Brugia pahangi is the source of this 210-nucleotide messenger RNA. NCBI's taxonomy places the organism in Eukaryota, Metazoa, Nematoda, Chromadorea, Rhabditida, Onchocercidae. The record is from the annotation of a GenBank genome assembly.
AUGAAAGGAAUGAAAUCAUAUCUGUUAGAAUCCGAAAGUUACAAUAGCGACGAAGAAGGAAAAUCUGAUGAUCCAGUGGCAAUAGCUCAAAUAGGCCUAUUGAAUAAUCGUAACGUACCAGUCACAAUUUUUCACGGAUAUGGUGAAUUAAUUAAUGUUAUCUGGAAUGCUAAUGGUCAACCAAUGCUUCUUUAUGAUGUUUGUUUUUAA